This is a messenger RNA of Danaus chrysippus (African queen), 534 nucleotides long. The record is from the annotation of a GenBank genome assembly. NCBI's taxonomy places the organism in Eukaryota, Metazoa, Arthropoda, Insecta, Lepidoptera, Nymphalidae.
AUGCGUCACACUUUUCAGCCACAGAAAGGUAAAGCACCUACUAAGGGUGCCAAGCAGAUACUCACUGAGAAUGCAGCCACGGUCAGUUUUUAUCGCAACAUGGCUAUAUGUGCAGGACUCUUCUUCAACAUUUAUGUUGUUGUCCUUAAUUAUGAAUCUACUACAUUCCGCAAGAUUUUUAUGAAUGUGUUGGUGACCAUCAUCUAUAUAAUUUGCUAUCAGAGCAUGUUGUACAUCAGUCGUCCACAUUUGACCGACACAAAGCAGAUCAUUGAUCCCGGCUUGGAUUUGAACAUGGAAGGGGGCAUGGGAGAGCACAUCAAAGAUGUUGUCAUCCUUACCUCCAUCACUCAUAUUCUCGCUGCAUUUUCCGAGUACUUCUGGCUACUGCUGCUCCUCCUUCCGAUAAGAGUGUUCUGGCUGGUGUGGGUUAACUUCCUGGGGCCGUGGUUCUUCCAGGAGGCACCGCAAGAAACUGAACAGGAUGAGAAGAAACGCAAGAAAAUGGAACGCAAGAUGAAGCGUUUCCAGUAA